Messenger RNA from Dovyalis caffra, 2091 nucleotides. The record is from the annotation of a GenBank genome assembly. Lineage: Eukaryota; Viridiplantae; Streptophyta; Magnoliopsida; Malpighiales; Salicaceae.
AUGGAAGUGGUGGAAAUACCAAGGAGCUCCAUUCCUAAUUUCGCUCGAGGGCUCAACAUUUUGCUGGUGGAUGAUGAUACAGCGUUCCUCAUGUACCUAGCAUCAUUGCUUGAACAAUACACAUAUAAGGUUACCACCACUCGACUAGCAUCUGUUGCUUUGUCCAUGAUCCGAGAACAAAAGGACAAGUUCAAGCUUGUUAUGACUAAUGUUAACGUGCCAGAUAUGGACGGUCACAAAUUCAUGCGCCAGCUAUUCAGCAAGAAGAUUCCUGUUAUCGCAAUAUCCUCAGAAAGAAGUGUGAGUGUUGCAUGCAAGGCGAUCAACGCAGGUGCAUCUCUGUGUCUUGAUAAACCAAUAUCUUUGUAUGAUCUCAAGUACCUGUGGCAAUAUAUAUUCGAGAGGACAACAAUCUGUCGAGCGAAGGUGAAUAUUAGAAAUAAAUCUCAAGGCACAGUAGUAAGGGAUGAAGAUGGAAAGACUGAAGUUCCCAAUGGAAUUGCCUUGCAUGGAGCAGCUGGCUAUCAAAUUGCUACGGCGCCUGGUUCAAAAGGAAAGGAUCAAGUUGUUGGCUUUAAAGACUUGGAUGCCACUAAUCGUCAAGAUAUGAUGGCUGGUCUUGAAGUCUUCGAAGAUGGUGCCAAUCAUCAACAGGUGAAGGCUGAUCCUAAAGGUAAGUUUAAGCAAUAUGAAGGGAAAGUCUUGAAUGGUACUGCUAAUUAUCAGCAAAUGAUCAUCCCUAAUGCUAAUUCUGGAGAUCAAGGUAAGCAAGUUGAUGCGCAAGUCUUGCAUGGUAUUAUUAAUUAUAACCAAUCGAUGACUCAGUUGAAGACGCAAGAGAGGAAAAUUGGAGUGGAACAAGUUGCCUUAGUGAAGGAAAAUUACACUAGAGAAGCAGAAAGUAUCGCCAUUGAAAUGACGUCAGGGCUAGCAGAAAUCCAAAAACAAGAUGCUUCAGUGAUAACUAAAAGCCAACAGCAAAGUGGAUCAAAGAGGCCGACUGAUGGUGAUGAAGGACGUCAAAGCAAGGAGAGAAAAGUUGAAGCUAACUCAGAAAUAAUAAGUUCCAGUGGUACAACAAUUAAUCUGGAGAAACAAAAAGAAAGUGAAUGCAACAAGGGUAAGGAGACAGAAAUGUUCAAGAACAAUAUUAAUGCUGACGGCUCCACAGAGAAACGACACCGUGCCGUUUGGGAUCAUGACCUUCAGACGAAAUUUAUGUCUGCCAUCAGUGCAUUAGGGGACCAAAGAGCUCGUCCGAAAAAUAUACUAGAGAAGAUGAAUGUGGCCUCUUUGUCCCAACUCCAGGUUUCCAGUCAUCUGCAGAAAUACAAAGCUCAAAUACGGCAUAUUUACGACCAUGCCACCACAUAUUCUUCCGCAUUGAACGAGCCAUCCCCUGUUAAUAAUGAAACUGCAGAAGUUCCAGUCCUUGAAAAGACUGGUUCAGAGAGGGGUCAAGUAAGAAACCAAGGUUCUGACUACGGAAUUGAAGGAGACAAAUAUGGGAUCUUGAAGGCACCUACAGAUGGUGUUAAUCAAGAUAUCCUUUCUUCAUUUCUAUCAGGAAACAAGAACGAGACUCCACUGAUGUCUGCUGGGGCCUCACUAGGGCAGCAGGUUUAUGGAGGAGGUCAUUUCACCAUAGAGAAAGUUGCCGAUGCAAUCAAGUUAGCAACAACCUCAACUGCUAAGAACCAAAAGCUGGAUUGUGUAAAACCUCAAAAUCCUACUUCAGGACGUCCUGUGCCUGAUACAAUCAAGCUCCCAACAAACUCCACUGACAAGAACCCAAAUCUGGAUCCCAAAGUUUCAAAUCCUGAUCCAUACAACGUGACCAAUACGGACGAAUUUACGAAAGACUUGAAUGAAGUGAUUCAAGAGCUGGAUGCUAUAGAAGUUUCAGAUCCACAUUCUAGUUCAUUAAAUCACAAUCAGCCUUUAUCAGAUUUUACCUAUAUGCUCAAAUUGCUUGAGAAAGAACCUAUCGACUCCAUCGGUUUAACUGAUGAUCCAAACCAAGAUGAGGUUGCUUGCUACCUUGAGUCACUAUCAGAAUUUUUCCUUGGGAACGACUGUCCACAACCAUGA